This is a messenger RNA of Striga hermonthica, 1740 nucleotides long. Lineage: Eukaryota; Viridiplantae; Streptophyta; Magnoliopsida; Lamiales; Orobanchaceae. The record is from the annotation of a GenBank genome assembly.
AUGCGACUCGCAUGCUCGGACCCAUUGUUUGGCAUUAAGAGCCGGUUAUUUUUCAUGAGGUGUUGGGCAAUGGAGGAUAUUGGGCUGUUCAAUCAAGGGUUGAAAUGGAUGCAAUCGAAGGACUAUUAUUCUGUGGCAUGGACUGUUUUGAGCUGUUUAAGAGAUAAGAUCGGGAUUUUCAUGGAACGGCAUUGGCCGAUGGUUUGUUGUGGGUGUGCAAAAUUUGGGAGGGUUUUGCUCUUUCUGUUGGUUUAUUGGAAAAAUUGUUCGGUGUCUGGAUUCCAGUCAUUUGUAGGGCUGGGAUCAGCUGCUCUGCUUGUCAUUAUGUGGAGUUGCUUCCUAAGCUUGACGUCAAUGUCCUGUCUUCUCUAUGUGCUGAUUAGUAUGGGUGCGGCUGGGGCUGCUGUUCAAUAUUUAGGCUACACUCCUGGACUUUUUAUCGUGGGGCUGGUUGCCAUUUUAAUUUUGUGGAUGUAUGCUAACUUUUGGAUAACGGGUACCUUGUUCAUAGUUGGGGGCUAUCUAUUUUCAUUAAACCAUGCAAGACUGCUGGUGUUCAUGGCGACCCUAUAUGCUAUUUAUUGUGUCCAAGUACGUGUAGGAUGGGUUGGAGUUUUUCUUGCGGUUAACCUUGCCUUCUUAUCAAACGAUGUAUUGGACUACUUGAUCAAACGGUGUGAUAAUCUGAGUGAAAGCAGUCACUUUGAGGAGCAAAAAGAAUCUGAUUCCUUUACAGAAGAUGAUUUCUCCACGGAAUGUAAAUAUUCUGCCCCUACUGAAGUAGAAGGAGAAGAAGAGAAAGAAAAGAUCCACUCAUAUAAAUCAGCCAGCAAACCUGCUAGUCCUUCAUCUUUUGUUGAAAGGCCAAAAGAAGCGGUUGCUAAGAAAGUGGUUAAAGAAGAUGCUGAUUCCAUAACUGAGAUGAAGAGAAUUUUAAGUAGUGGAAAUCACUAUGAGGCCCUUGGGUUUCCUCAGCAGAAAAAAAUUGAUGUCUUGUUAUUGAAGAAGGAAUACCGUAGGAAGGCCAUGCUUGUGCACCCAGACAAAAAUAUGGGAUGUCCACAAGCAAGUGAGUCGUUUAAAAAACUUCAAUGCGCAUAUGAGGUCCUUUCUGAUGCUGUGAAAAAGAGGGAUUACGAUGAGCAGCUUAGAAAAGAAGAAUCUAAGUGCGUUUUGCAGAAAUCAGCUAGCACGUCUUAUCAGAGUACCACUGACUUUUGUUCUGAGGAGUCAAGGCGGAUACAGUGCACAAAGUGUGGCAAUUCACAUGUCUGGGUUUGCACAAACAGAACCAAGGCCAAAGCUAGAUGGUGCCAGGAUUGCUGUCAGUAUCACCAAGCCAAAGAUGGCGACGGGUGGGUAGAGUAUAAAGGUUCUCUGGUGUUUGAUCAGCCCCAAAAGGUGGAGAUACCUCGUGCUUUUGUAUGUGCUGAAAGCAAGAUUUUUGACGUUUCAGAGUGGGCAAUAUGUCAGGGCAUGGCUUGCAGGCCCAACACCCAUCGACCCAGUUUCCACGUAAACAUGGUCGGGCUUGAUAAAUCAAGCCAAAGAUCCAACUCUAGCCGGUACCCAUGGGAUCUUGAUGCCGAGAUGAUGGACGAAGAGGAUGAGUUCGAGAUGUGGCUCCAGCAAGCCCUUGCUUCUGGCCUUUUCAGUGAGUCCUCCAAACGCAGGAAAAGUUGGAGUCCCUUCAAACUGCCCCAGAAGAAAGGGAAAAAGCAGUGGCGGAGGGCAUCUUAG